Messenger RNA from Porites lobata, 1543 nucleotides. NCBI's taxonomy places the organism in Eukaryota, Metazoa, Cnidaria, Anthozoa, Scleractinia, Poritidae. The record is from the annotation of a GenBank genome assembly.
AAAGCAGGACGAACCAUCAUUUUGACCACUCACUUUAUGUAAGUGUUGCCCAGGGGCUUGAUAUACAUCGGUGGAUGUAAGAUGCGUUGUCAAAAAGCACAGUCAUCGAUACAAGAUUAAAAAAAAAUCUUAAGAAAAUUAUUUAGUUCAGAUCUUGAAAUUCCGGUCUUAAGGUGCUUAUUGCUAAUAUCAUAAAAAAAGAAGAAAAUUCCCCCGCUGUGAGUGAUUUUGGCUGUAAUUUAUAAAACGAGCAGGAGUUUAUUAUCCGGUUUAAAAAUUCGAGGCUUCGUCUCCUAUUGAUAAAACACGAUUCCGAUUUUUUUUGAACGGCUUCAAAAGCUCUGAUAUAGAUUAACUAAUUCUUGCACUUAUAUUUAGAUUUGGAGUUAUUUUCCUCCAAAAAAAUUGGACGUAACGUUUAGGCGUGUCUUUAUUAGGUACACUUAUUAAACAGGAAUUUCUUUUGUGUUUUGUUUUUUCUUUAUGAAUUAUUAAUGAGUUUUUGAAGCUGGAAGCGAAACAGUUUUUGAAUUCAAACAAAAAAAUAGGACGUGAAUAAACCACCCGACGGUCUUUUUUUUGUGAACUUAAGUAUGUUUUCUUAACAAUGCAGAAGGGCCAAAAGAUCAAUGGCGAUAUACCGAUUUUUGUUUUCUUUUUUCAGGGAUGAAGCAGACUUGCUUGGAGAUCGAAUCGCUAUUAUGGCUGAUGGGCAGUUACGUUGUUGUGGAAGUUCUUUGUUUCUCAAAAGCCGGUUAGCUGCAUCGCUUUUAAUUACUUGUUAUGUAACAGCAAAAUAUUUCUUAGGAUCACACUAGAAACGAAGUUAGUUGCAAGUAAGCACUUGAUUCAAGUAUACUUGGAAAUCUUAAGUCGCUCUGUAGAAAACAUGGCUUCACACUUGUUGACGAAGUCUAUCACUUGAAGUUAAAGCUGUCAAUCUCUCCGAUCAUGAGAAUGUUGGAACCGCCGCACGUGCACAUCGUGCACAUGGCUUCCAUAUCUUAAGAUGAUGUUACAUGGAACGAUUCGCAACGUAGAUUUUUAGCGCAACAAAGCUUUGCAACAUUGUUGCGACAUUGUUUCGAAUAGUUCCAACAUUGUUCCAACAUUGCAACGCUGUGUUGCGUUAAAAAUCGUCGUUGCGAAUUGUCUCAUAUAACAUCACCUUUAUUGGUCAAGUGUGUUCUCAAGUGUGGUGCAGACCAUAGUUCGGCUUCUUUGAACUACGAACAUUUCCAUGGUCACCCUGCAAGUAAAGUUGAAGUAGCUACAUUUUACCCCUUCGCACUCAAAGAAGGCUCCAAGUUCACUUACCUUAUACUUAAAGCUCUAGUGUGAAGCCAACAAUUACCAUCAGUGUUGUAUGUUUAUUUUAUUGACUGCAUUUAUGCCAUAAGUAGCUUUUACUGGUGUUUUUUUGGUUGCUGUUUCUAGAUAUGGCGUGGGGUAUCACUUAACUUUGGUCAAAAGAGAAAGCUGCGAUGAAGAUGCCAUCUCAAACCUGGUGAAAAGCCACGUGCCAAAAGCAGAAAUUAUCAGU